Aspergillus steynii IBT 23096 is the source of this 570-nucleotide messenger RNA. RefSeq names its product putative IgE binding protein. Lineage: Eukaryota; Fungi; Ascomycota; Eurotiomycetes; Eurotiales; Aspergillaceae. Bases 1 to 570 code for a protein of 189 amino acids. The transcript has 2 exons. The record is from RefSeq and is a predicted model, not a curated record.
AUGAAGUCCUCUCUCGUCUCGCUCGUGCUCCCUCUGCUGGCAGCGGCUGCCCCGACUCAAAAUGCUGACCCUGCCUUCGGCGUCAUGUCCAGUCGUUCGGCUUCCCCCAUCCACCUCCUCCCCAUGAACGCUGCGGGACAACGCUUCUAUUUGGGAGGACAGCCUUCGACAUACUGUCCCCUACCCGAAGGCAAGGGAUGCCCACCGGGCACAUCGACUGUUUUCGCUCCCGGUGGCGGCAGCCUUAACGUUAUGGUCCCCGGCGGCCAACAAGUCUACGUCAACCCCGACGGUGCCCUGAGCUUCACACAGGCACAUUCGGCCUAUAUCCCUCCCGGUUCGGCUCUAGGCCCAUUCAAGUAUGAGCCCGGCGAGAACAUGGGCCACUACACCUUCAACGGCUGGGGUGCCUCUGGCUUCAUGGCUUGUCCCACCGAAGACGAGAAAUGGCAGGUUUUUGCCGCCAUUCAGAACGCCACGGUUCCCAGUGGAGACGUGGCUGACUGCCUGGGAUUCUCUGCUAUGGCUAUUACCGGCAAUCAAACUGCCGCUGCAUGGCAAUAUAUCUGA